Messenger RNA from Cydia pomonella (codling moth), 2325 nucleotides. RefSeq lists its product as uncharacterized. The record is from RefSeq and is a predicted model, not a curated record. Gene Ontology annotation, molecular function: aspartic-type endopeptidase activity. Gene Ontology annotation, biological process: proteolysis. The coding region runs from base 1 to 2325 and encodes 774 amino acids. NCBI's taxonomy places the organism in Eukaryota, Metazoa, Arthropoda, Insecta, Lepidoptera, Tortricidae. The transcript is spliced from 2 exons.
AUGACCGCGUCCGCGCGUACUUCAAGUGCAUCCGCGGGGCCUGCGCAGCGCGCGGCGCCCGCGCUCGCUGCUGCUGGCGGAGCGGCCGGCUCGGCCCGGUCAGCUGCGGUGACGUCAUCGCGCCAUGCUUUGGCGGGAAAGCGUGCGAUGUCUCUUACUCGCGCGCACUCCGACGUGCAAUAUAAUGCACCGCGCAAUAAUAACUCUUCGUUUGCGCGUAACUCGCGUACUAUGAGUGUACAUGCUACAACUGCGGUGGAUUAUUUAACUAAAAUUAAAUGCGCGUAUUGUAAGGACAAUUCACAUCCUUUAUAUAAAUGUGAGAAGUUUAAUACGCUCACUUUAAAGGAACGAAAACAUUUCGUGGAACAAAAUAAACUUUGUACGAAUUGUUUAUUUAUUGGUCAUGAUGCUAAAGACUGCAAGUCGCGCCAUACUUGCCGCGUCUGCACUCAAAGGCAUCACUCUUCAUUACAUGAAGAUGCGCCCUCUCCAAACGUCUUACUGACUACGGAGUCUUCGUCUUCCCCUGAGUUGCGCUCAGUAGCGGAAACCUACACGCCCACUCCAUUACAUGGAGCUACGGAGCACCCUUCCAGUAAGAACUGUACGGUCUUACUCACGACUGCGCUUGUAAAUUUACGACCCCUGAACCAGGGGCCUUACACGCCGCGGUCCGUUCGCGCCCUUGUGGACCAAGGAGCGCAGACCACGCUCAUUUCUGAGUCGUGCGUCCAACGUCUCGGCCUGCCGCGGUACUCCGCGCAGACGAGUACCACUCUCACCGGCAUUGGUGGCGAAGUCCAACCACGUGGUUACGUGUUGUGCGAGGUCACGCCUCACAACAAACCCGAGCCGAAGUUUCACAUCGAGGCUCUUAUCCUAGCUAAUCUUACAAGCUACACUGCUAAUAUUCCAAAAUCAAUUGGGGAUAUUCAGAAGUUCCCACACCUACAAAAUCUUGAUUUAGCGGACCCAGAACUGCGCUCGACGCGGCCCGUUGAACUGCUACUGGGAUCUGACUAUCUGGAUAGCAUACUACUACUGGACAAUAUCAAGGGUUCACCGGGCACACCCGUGGCCAUCAACAGCAUUUUUGGUUAUAUGUUAGGUGGUAGAAUUUCAUAUGACAGUAUGAAACGACUUAGUGUCAACUUGAGUACUUGCCAACUUGACAUGAAACUUCAAAAGUUCUGGGAAUUGGAAUCCAUACCAGAACAUCCACAUCUUACAAAAGAAGAACUGCGCUGUGAGUCUAUCUUCGUUGAUACUCACAGACGAGAUGCAAAUGGGAAAUAUACAGUUUCCCUACCCUUCAAGGAGAAUGUUCCGCCAUUGGGCGAUUCUCGUGCUAUAGCUCUCUCACGCUUAACUAAACUAGAGGCACGCCUGUCUCGCGACCCUGCCUUAAGUGAGAACUAUAAUAAAUGUAUCCAAGAAUAUUUAGACUUGGGACAUAUGGAGCCAGUCAUUGACUCAGCGAGUCCUGGCACUCCCCCCUACUACCUACCCCACCACAUUGUGGUGAAGGGUUCCGCAUCCACUACGAAGUAUCGCAUUGUGUACGACGCUUCAUGUAAAACUACAUCAGGUCGUUCUCUUAACGAUAAUCUUCUCACUGGUCAGAAAUUGCAUCAGGACAUUUCUGAAAUUUUACUGAAGUAUAGACUUCAUAAAAUCGUCUUUACGGCUGAUCUCAAAAUGAUGUAUCGCUACAUUGGUCUUUGUAAGGAACACCGUGACUUUCAUCGGAUUCUUUGGAGAUUCUCUCCCCAUGAUCCCGUCAAGGAAUAUCGUAUGUGCUCUGUCACAUUCGGCGUCGCUUCCGCGCCUUUUCUAGCCUUGCGCACACUUCGUCAAUUAGCAAUUGAUGAAGCUGCUAACUUUCCACUUGCCUCGCAAGUACUUCUUAACGAAGUAUUCGUUGAUGAUGUCGUUACUGGAGCUGAUACGGUUGAAGAUGCUCUCACUCUUCAGCAUCAGCUACUUUCCAUUUGUAAAGCAGGAACGUUCGAACUCCGCAAAUGGACCAGUAAUAGUGCUGAGUUCUUAUCGCAUUUAAAUGAUGAUGCAUCCAAUCAUGAUGACGCUCUUAUUCUGUCAGCACUUGACACUGACACUUCUGUCAAGGUCUUAGGGCUCAAGUGGAACCCUAAAUCUGAUAUUUUCACCUACCAAACGGAUGGAGUGGCUAACUCGCGCAAAUGUACGAAACGUAUAAUGCUAGCAGAAAUCGCUAAAAUUUACGAUCCCCUCGGAUUCCUAAGUCCAGUGACGACAACCCCGCAGACCCUGCGUCUCGUGGUGUCCUCCCAUCUCAGUUGA